Messenger RNA from Elaeis guineensis (African oil palm), 1226 nucleotides. RefSeq names its product chaperone protein dnaJ 20, chloroplastic-like. Gene Ontology annotation, cellular component: chloroplast. The record is from RefSeq and is a predicted model, not a curated record. Lineage: Eukaryota; Viridiplantae; Streptophyta; Magnoliopsida; Arecales; Arecaceae.
UUAUUUCACACUACUUUGGUGGCCGACCAGCAGGCCAAAUCAUAAUAACAUUGUUGGAGGAAACAGGAGAGAAUAUUGAACUAGAGAGAGAAAGAGGGCUAAAAGGAUGAGCUUUGGAGUAGUCGUUCCUGGGAGCAGCAACCGAGCCCUCCAUCCCCGCCCAAACCACCCCCAACCCCACCUCCCCGCCACCAGAAUCGGCGGGGGCGGCGGCGACGGCGGGGCGUGGCGAGUGGCUCCGAGGAGGAGGGAGGGGGGGACGGCGGCGGGGCUCAGCUCCUCCUUCCUUAGGACCCGGGCGGCCGUGGAGGAAGGGGGGUUCGUGGGGGCGAAUGGGAACUUCUACGAGCUCCUAGGGAUCUCGGAAGGCGGGAGCUACGCCGAGAUCAAGAAGGCCUACAAGCAGCUAGCGAGGAAGUACCACCCCGACGUCUCGCCGCCCGACCGGACGGAGGAGUACACCCGACGGUUCAUCGAGGUCCAGGAGGCUUACGAGACGCUCUCCGACCCCGGCCGGAGGGCGCUCUACGACCGUGAUUUAUCUCAGGGCUUGCAUCUUGCCUUCUCCACCAGGAGGCGAUUGGAUGAGGAAUUGGAGGAGAGAUCUGGUUGGAGGAACCGUUGGCAGGAUCAGAUUGCAGAGUUAAGGCGGAGGAGCAUGAACAAGGUUGCAGAGGAUAACCUAUCUUGGGGAGCUCGAAUGCACAGGCGAAGAGCUGAAUCAUCUAUUUAAUAGGGUCCUUAUGAUAAUAUGCAUACAUAUUCUACCUUACCAAUUUUCCUUCUAAAAGUUUGAAUUUGGUGGUUGUUCACUAUGCCAAACAAGCCGUCUACUUCACUAUCAACCUGGAGUUAUCAGCCUACACACUCCCAUGGAAUCACUUGACAAGCUUACCGAAGUCAUGCCCCAUCUCUUUUGUGGAUUCAGAGGUGAAAAAGAGAGAGAAGAAAAGCUUUACAUUUUUAUCAACCCACGCCACAUGGAGUUAUACUCACUCUUGAAAUUUGAUGGUGCAGAAAGAAUGAGCUAUUCUGUCAUCAUGACCCUGUUAAUUUGACUUUUCAUCCUCCAAUGUAAAUACCCAACUCCUACAUGUGUAUAUAAUGGAGCUCUACGUGAUAUUAUAACUGUGCUGUUUUAGUCAACAUAUGUUCAUUUAUGCAUGGGAGACACUGCGUAGGAAUUAACUCCAAUGAAUGUAGAUCAGAUUCUCUGCAUUUCUGGA